AUGCUGCAACAACCCAUUCUUUUCUGUGAGAUAUUCGAUGCUUGCGGGAUAGAUUUCAUGGGCCUCUUUCCACCAUCUUAUGGCUAUACCUACAUCCUUCUAGCUGUAGAUGGGGGGUUAGAGUAUAGAUCCUAUUGGGUGGUCAAGAGCUAUAAUAAUGAUCAUGAGGAAGCUGGACUGAACAGACUUCUUCAAAUUCAAGAACUUGAGAAAAUACGGUUGGAUGCCUACCAUAGCUCAGACAUCUACAAGCAAAAGACCAAGAUCAUUCAUGACGCCAAGAUCUUAAGGAAAAGGUUUAAGGAGGGUGACGAGGUACUGAGGUAUCAAGCUCGAUUCAAGUUCAAGAAAGGCAAAUUCAAGAUGAGCUGGGAUGGCCCUUACAUCAUAACAAAAGUGCACAAUUUCAUGAUGAUAGAGAUGAAGGAGGAGGCCACGGGUAAGAUAUUCCAAUAUAAUGGUCACCUCUUUAAGGCUAGGUCACCUCUUUAA
Neltuma alba is the source of this 492-nucleotide messenger RNA. RefSeq lists its product as uncharacterized. The record is from RefSeq and is a predicted model, not a curated record. NCBI's taxonomy places the organism in Eukaryota, Viridiplantae, Streptophyta, Magnoliopsida, Fabales, Fabaceae. The transcript is spliced from 2 exons. The coding region runs from base 1 to 492 and encodes 163 amino acids.